AUGUCUACGGAGGACGCGGCGUUAACAGGGAUCGCGGUGACGGCAGAGCUCAAAAAAAAAUGCGCGUUUUCCAGCUGGUAUGAGGCGUUCAAGGGCCACACUCCGCGGGCCGAGGUGAUUCGGCCGCUGCCCGAGGAGUUCGUGAGCUACGUGGAUCAGCGCGGGAUCAGGCUGGCGCGCGAAGAGGGCUCGAAGUAUUUCUACGGCCAGGAACUGGAGCCUACGACGGACGGAGAGUACAGCGACUGGGAGGGCGGCGACAGCGCGAGUGAGCGGUCGUUCGUGCCGCUGGACCCGGUGGCGGACUUCCCGGAGGUGCACGCGCGGGUGAAGCAGGCGAUCGCGCGGUUCGGCGCGGUGGCGCCAAAGCUGAACCGGUCCGCGCCGAAGGAUGCGAUGUGGCGGCUGCGGAAUUACUCGAUGAAGUGCAAUGAGGCCAACGAUGUGUAUCUGCUGCUGAACGGGUCCAGCCACGUAGCCUGCGACGUGAGCGACACACUUCUCGAUUGGUUGGCCAGCACCGAGGAUGAGCCGGUGAUGGAGCUGGUGCUGCGAGAGUGGCUCGACGUGAACCCGGCGCUGGAGUUCCGCGUGUUUGUACGAGGUGGGGAGGUCCUGGGCGCGUGCCAGCGGGACCUGAACUACUAUGACUACCUGAAGCCGCUGGAGGAGAAGCUGAGGACGGCCAUUGAAGACUUCGUGCACGACGUGAUGCUGCAGCGGCUCCCGGACGACACCUUUGUUGCGGACGUGUACAUCCCGCGGCCGUUCACAAAGGUCUGGCUGAUCGACGUGAACCCGUUUGCGCGGGAGACGGACCCGCUGCUGUUUUCAUGGAACGAGCUGUGCACCCUGAAGCCCAACGCCGAAGGGCAGCCGGAGCUGCGCCUGGUUGCGGAAAACUACAUCGGUCGCUUCGCGGAAAACAACAUCGGUCGCUUCGCAGCGAAGGAGCACUCGGAACACCAGGUACCUCUGGACGUGGUCGAGGCAGGGCUCAAUCCGCAAAGCAUGCAGAAGCUGGUUGAGACAUGGCGGGAUUUGCUUAAGAUACAGGAAGAGGAAUAA
Molecule: messenger RNA, 1068 nt
Organism: Eremothecium gossypii ATCC 10895
Lineage: Eukaryota; Fungi; Ascomycota; Saccharomycetes; Saccharomycetales; Saccharomycetaceae
Product: cell division cycle protein 123 family protein
Exons: 1
Coding region: 1-1068 (355 amino acids)
Cellular component (GO): cytoplasm
Source: RefSeq, marked provisional